Molecule: messenger RNA, 947 nt
Organism: Galdieria sulphuraria
Lineage: Eukaryota; Rhodophyta; Bangiophyceae; Galdieriales; Galdieriaceae
Product: mitochondrial carrier, adenine nucleotidetranslocator
Exons: 2
Coding region: 24-923 (299 amino acids)
Biological process (GO): transmembrane transport
Source: RefSeq, a predicted model, not a curated record
AUAAUGUAACCAUUUUCUGAUUGAUGUGUUCUGAACGGUUUUGGGACUUGUCCCUGACUGCUGUUGCUACAACCGUUUCAAAAACACUAGUCGCUCCAAUAGAUAGAGCAAAAAUUCUGUUGCAGGUUCAACCUCUUACUCCUUUACCUUCAUAUGCUCGCUAUCGAACAGGGAUGGAAGCCCUCAAAAGAAUUCCAAGGGAACAAGGAUUUUGGGCUUAUUGGAGAGGAAAUGGAGUAAAUCUCCUAAGAAGUAUACCAGGUUCUGGCUUCAAGUUAUUCCUGUAUGAAUACUUUAAAAAUCAAGUGUUUCUACCCAAGAACAGAUCCUAUGAUGGAUUUGACUUGAUAUUGCGGAAAGUAGGCUCCGGAGUUUUGGCUGGUACUAGUGCAGUACUUAUCUUUUAUCCUUUGGAUCUCGUAAGGACGCGUUUUGCUGCGGAUGUUUCUCGCCAAGGGAUUUCCAGAGAAUAUGCAUCAAUACUGGACUGCACGAAACAGAUUGCUCGCAAGGAAGGUUUUUUUGGACUGUAUAGUGGAGUAGGCACUUCAGUAUUCGGUAUGAUGCCUUACAUUGCAACUGCAUUUAUCACAUACGAUCUCCUAAAGACAUUUGUUCCAGAAGAGGAUAAAAUAUGGAUGCAUGUUCAUAUAUCAAAAUUGUCUUUAAGUGCCUUGACCGGUGUGAUUGCGCAAUCGAUUACUUAUCCUUUUGAUACGGUCAGACGUCGAAUGCAAAUGAAUUCACGUUCUGGUUUGAAGAAAUACAAAUCCAUUUUAGACUGCAUACUUUCCAUGUGGAGGAAUGAAGGUUUUCGGAGUUUCUAUCGUGGAACUAUGAUGAACAUGUUGAAAACUAUUCCGGGUAUAAGCAUCCAAAUUUAUGCUUAUGACUUACUUAAGGACUAUACACAACAAGACUGAAGGAAACGGGGUCGUUGAUAAGUA